Messenger RNA from Porites evermanni, 1814 nucleotides. The record is from the annotation of a GenBank genome assembly. Lineage: Eukaryota; Metazoa; Cnidaria; Anthozoa; Scleractinia; Poritidae.
AUGGAAGAAUCUUGUGAAGAUCACAGUACACAUGUAUGUGAUUGUUCAUCAAAGCCUUCAUUAUAUACCCAGUCUUUGACUGAAAUGGACUUUGAACGAGGCAUCUGGCAAGCUGCUCUCGACAACAAUGUGAGACGGAUCACCACAAUUUUGGAUAAGGGAGGGGACCCUGAUACACGAGAUGGUUCAGGAUAUACAGCCCUGGUAAGAAAGCUAAUUUGUGGUAGAUAUUUUUUUAGCUCUAAUUCUUGGGCCUUUCUGUUGUUCAGUAGUGGAGAUGAAAUGCCAUUCAUCUUUACCAGUAAGUGUUUUAUCCCUUAUUCCCCAACCACAACCUCUACUUUGCAGGCCUUUCCACAUGUUUUUCGUAUGUUUCCAUAUUCGUUCUAGCAUUAGGCUAGUCAAUGGACACCUUCUGUGUGUGGUGAGGGGAUUGGCCUAGGAGGCUCUACGCUUGUCAGAAACGUAUUAUUUAAACAGUUUCUCCUAAAAACUGUACCGAAAAAAACGUUCUUUCUGAAACGAAAAAUUUUAAAACUAUUUUGAGAACCAGUACAAAUUGAAAUCCGUGCCACUUGUGACGCUCAAAGUGAUGGAUUAUGUUACAUGUGAAAUCAUGCAGAACAACCUUUGAAGAUCAAUGCGCACCCGUUUGUUUCAUACAAAAAACAUUUUCUGUGGAGUUUGGUGAACUCUGACUGAACAAGCCAACACUAAUAUGUUUAAUUUCUUGCCUGCUUAACUAAACACUGUACUAGAAGUGAGAGUGCCCGGCGGAGCAACGGGGAAUUUUUUUCACUCGCCCGAAGCUAAAUAUUAGUUGCCUCAGGUGACUGGGUGCCAUUAGAGCACAGCCUUGUGGAGGUAUCAAUACUGGUGACAUUACGUAGGCUCACUUGCAUUUCUGGAAAUUGAUGAUCAACCCAUGUUGUAAACUCUUUGCCAUUCAUCUUUCCAGCAUUACGCUAGUCGCAGUGGCCAUAAAGAUGCUUGCAGUUUGCUUCUUGAGAGGGGAGCAAAUGUGAAUGCUCAAACUAGGUCAGGCAGGACGUCAUCUCUGCAUAGAGCAACAUACUCUGGACACGUGACAGUGGUGAAACUUCUCAUCAAAUAUGGGGCUGAUCCCAGGCUGAGUGACAGUGAUGGGCAGACUCCAUUACAUAAGGUACACUAAUUUUUGUCUUUAUUUCAUAAUUUAUCACUGACAGCAGUAGUGUGAGUGAAACAGGCAGAAACCACCAUAGCCUUAGUAUUAUAAUUAACAUUUUGCUAAUAGCACCUGCUGGAGGAGGGUGAGGGUACCCUGGAUUUAUAAAGUGACAGGAAUGAUUGAGUAAAAAUGAAAGUUGAGCCCCUCAAAACAACUUGGGUUAGAAACAAGAUCCCAAAAAAUCCUUUGGCCCAAAAUUGAACCUUGAAAAGUCACAUCAUCAGUAUGGAAUUUGUGGGCUCGUUUCUCAGACAUCAUUUUGCUGAGAAACCUGUGGUGGCCGCGCAAAAUGUUGGCUAUUUUUCAGGCUUAGUACAGUGGUAACACCUGUGCAAAAUGGUAAUACUGAAUAAACUUGUUGUUGUUGUUGUUUGUUGGUUUAGUUUCCUUUUUAUUCUUACUACACUAUACACUUGGGGGUGUGACUGAUUUGGCUUCAUUAACUUAUUUUCAGGCUGCUCAGAAGGCACAGAAAGAAGUUGUUGAAUUGUUGUUAGAUUUGGACUCUAGUCUUGUGAAAGUGAAAGAUAAGAAUGGAAGAAAACCAGCUGACUUUGUUCCCUCACAUGAACAGGAACUGCGAAACAUGCUCCAAGCUGAAUAA